AAAUGCCUUUUUCAUCACUCAAAAGCUCGGCGGGGCUGCUGGGUGCCGGUGGUCGUGCUUGGGCUGUGUGGGCACAGGGAAGGGGCAGCUCGGGGUGGGGGAGCCCGUGUCAGUCGGUGGGAAUAGCCUGCUCCCACAGCGGCAACAUUUAUCGCAAAAGCAGGAAAUUGCUUAUUAUUAAAUAGCUGGCAAGGGAGUGGGAGCCGAUGCUGUUCCACACUGGCACAGCACUUACUUUGCUGCUUUCCCUGCCUCUCCUCAUUCCGUUCUUUCUUUUUCUUCUUCCCCCUCUUUCUCUCUCUCCCCUCUCUCUCUCUCCUCUUCUUUUUUUCAUUUUGGCUUCUAUUCAAAUGUGGGUAGGGGUGAGCGGCUCCCAACGUCACAAGCUUGCAAGAUGGCGCUGGGAGGAAGGCUGUGAGAUGAGGAACAGGCUGGUAUAAACCGAGAGGACAGGAGAGGGAGAGGAGAGGGGCAGGGGAAGCAGAGCCGCUGCUCCAGAUGCACUAAGAAGGAAGCUAUUCUGUACUGAAUCAGCAUGGGAUAGAGUGCCUAGAAGAUGUUCAGACCAAGCACAGCUAGCGCGCCUGGUUCUCCAUUCUGCAUCCGUGCAGCCACGUUCUAUUGAUGGCCUGUUGUGAUUUCAAUGGAACAUCAUGGGAUGUACCUGGCACGUCGGGCAGCACUGGAUGGAGGUGCCUUUAGCCCAAUGUACCUGGCAUGGUGGUAAAGUGAAGGUGAAAGGACGAGAAGGUGGAGAUGGAACUGCCAAAUCAUGCCAAACAACUGCUACUGCAGCUGAACCAGCAACGAGCCAAAGGUUUCCUCUGUGAUGUGAUCAUUGUGGUAGAAAAUGCCCUGUUUCGUGCCCAUAAGAACAUCCUGGCAGCCAGCAGCAUGUAUUUCAAAUCCCUUGUCCUGCAUGACAACCUGAUUAACUUAGACACGGACAUGGUGAACCCCACCGUGUUCCGUCAGAUUUUGGACUUUAUUUAUACUGGUAAGCUCUUAACGACUGACCAGCCUGGUGAACAGAACUUCAGUGCUCUCCUCACCGCAGCAAGCUACCUCCAACUGCAUGAUCUGGCAGCUCUCUGCAGAAAGAAGCUAAAGCGGAACAGCAAGUCCUUCUCCAGCAAGGCCAGUGGCCUUGGUGUUGGGAGAUCUGCCAGGAGUCAGAGACUUUCCGCUGCUUCUGUCAUUCAAGCUCGCUAUUCAGGGUCAAAUGAGGGGUUGAAGGGCUCGCAUGGGAAGGAGCUGUCAAAGGGAAAGCUCUCUGAUGAUGAGGUCUUUAUCAGCAGCUCCAAUCAAGAGAACUGUCACUCCUUAAGCAGGGGAGCCAGUAAGAAUUGUGGUGGGGGUGGUAGUGCAAAUGGGAGCACUGGUGACCAGGAACUAGGCCUCGAUUUGUCCAAAAAAAGUCCAUCACUCCCAGUUGCAGCCUCCCACGAUGACACGCAGCACAGCGAAAGCCAGCAUGGCUCUCCUCAAUCUGCCUCAGCCCCUGCAGCCAACAGUGCCUCAUCGUUUGACGAGUCUGGAGUUGGAGCCCCUCACAGCAUAGCGGACAGCAGUGACCCCAUGGAGAUGGAUCUGAGCGAGGAGUGCCACCACUCGCUGACAGAGAGCAGCCAGCGCAAGGGCCUCCGGCAUUCGUCCCGUAAGAAGGAGUGGAUCAAGAAAGAUAAUGCCUUUGACCGAAAGGACGGAGGCAAAGACAGGGAUGAAGGCGAAGGGCUGCCCAACGGGAUCUUGCUGGGGCCCUUGUCCAAGUCUGUGGAGCGGAGCCUGGCUGGGGCUUAUGGCGCAGACCUGCCCUACUCGUGUAAGGAGGAGGUAGAAAAUGGUAAGGAGAACAGUGAUGACAGCGGCCAGAGUGAGAGCGAGAGUGGUGGGCAUACCAGUGCCAACUACGUCUACCGACAGGAGGGGUUUGAGCCAGUGGCGUAUGGUGACAACCUGUAUGUCUGCAUUCCCUGUGGCAAAGGCUUCCCCAGCUCUGAGCAACUGAAUGCCCACGUGGAGACACACACCGAGGAAGACCUUUACAUCAAGGAGGAAGGCACAUAUGGUGGUAAGGAUGAAGCCGAGGAUUUGUCCAACGCCAACCAGUCCUACUCUGCAGAGUCCCGGCCGUUCAAGUGCUCUGUGUGUGAGAAGAGCUACAAGGAUCCAGCGACACUGCGACAGCAUGAGAAGACUCACUGGCUGACGCGGCCUUUCCCUUGCAACAUCUGCGGCAAGAUGUUCACACAGCGGGGCACCAUGACACGGCACAUGCGCAGCCACCUGGGGCUCAAGCCCUUUGCGUGCGAGGAAUGCGGGAUGCGCUUUACCCGGCAGUACCGACUGACAGAGCAUAUGCGUGUCCACUCAGGAGAAAAACCCUACGAAUGUCAACUGUGUGGUGGGAAAUUCACCCAGCAGCGCAAUCUGAUCAGCCACCUGCGAAUGCAUACCUCUCCCACAUAAGCCAAAGACUCCAGAAUGAGCUUCAAGCCCAUCCGCAGUGAUUUACCUUUCUGUAAGACUUGCUGCUUUAAAAAAACAAAAACAAACAAACAAACAAAAAAGGGGGCAACUCCUCAUACUCUAUUCAGUCAUGGGAGGCCUAAACAAAUGUAGCUUUAACAUUUUUUUAAAAAGUUGUUUUCCAUUA
Messenger RNA from Meleagris gallopavo (turkey), 2656 nucleotides. RefSeq names its product HIC ZBTB transcriptional repressor 2 (gene HIC2). NCBI's taxonomy places the organism in Eukaryota, Metazoa, Chordata, Aves, Galliformes, Phasianidae. Gene Ontology annotation, molecular function: DNA-binding transcription factor activity, RNA polymerase II-specific; protein binding. The record is from RefSeq and is a predicted model, not a curated record. Gene Ontology annotation, cellular component: nucleus. Gene Ontology annotation, biological process: regulation of transcription by RNA polymerase II.